This is a messenger RNA of Syngnathus typhle (broad-nosed pipefish), 1621 nucleotides long. RefSeq names its product coiled-coil domain containing 96 (gene cfap184). Lineage: Eukaryota; Metazoa; Chordata; Actinopteri; Syngnathiformes; Syngnathidae. Gene Ontology annotation, biological process: cilium assembly. Gene Ontology annotation, cellular component: ciliary basal body; axoneme. The transcript is spliced from 3 exons. The record is from RefSeq and is a predicted model, not a curated record. Bases 1 to 993 code for a protein of 330 amino acids.
AUGCUCCUCUUGCAGAAGCUGGAAGAGGAGAACCACAAAGUGAGCCGGCGCAACAUGGAGGUGCAAGCACAGCUGGCCAUCCACUUGAGGAGAACGACCCCCCCUGAACAAGACCCCGAGCCGGACAUGAAGGAGUACCAUGAGUGCCUGGAGCGCCUGACGGAGCUGAGGAAGCAGAGGGCUUCACAGAUGGGGAGAGCUCGACAAAAGGAAGAGGAACUGAGACUUAACAACCAAGAGGCGCACAAUGCGGUAGCAAAAAAAUACAAAUUUCCGAAAGGAAAAAAAAUCCACUACACCAACAAAGUAUUUGUACUUACGACACGUGACCUUGGUGUUUGUUCUCAGGUGGAAACUGAAUGGCGAUUCCUGUUGGGUUUGAAGAGGAAGCUAGCCGUCUCGCUACUGAGAGAACAUUUGCCUCCAGGAGCGGUCCGAGCCAAGGUGGACGCCGCGCUGGGGUCCGAGCAGCUCCGUCGCCAAGAGCUGAGGAAGCUGCGUCUAACCCACGCUGGAGUGGAGAGCAGGGUGGUCCGUCUAGAGGCCAAGCUCGUUGAGGAGGAAGAGGAGGAGGGGCGGGACCUCUUGCAACGGCAAUUUAAGCACCUGCUGGCCCAAAGGAUGCAGCAGAGGAAAGCGGACGAGCGUAGGAGUCAAGAGGCCUCCAAGCUCCAGAGGAACAUCAAGCGUACAUUAGAGUUGCUGUGCAACAUAAAGGAGAAGCUGCACUGGAGUCAAACGGAGGUGCAGACCAAGCGGGAGCAACUGGCCCAGCUGGAGGUCGAGCUAACCUCCAAGAGGGACUUGCUGUACCGGACUAAGCGGGCCGCCAGCGGACUACAGAGGGAAAAUGUGGAGCUGAAGCAGACGCGGGGACUGCUAGGGAACACCCUCCUCUUGUGGGACUUUGGGGUCACCAUGGGCGAUGCCCAACGACUGGAGGACAAACUGGAGAAGCUCAAACGUCGGCGGGAAGAAAUUGCUUCAGCAUAGUGGUCCAUUUAAGCAGUGGUCCAUUUAUAGUUUAAUUCAUGCCUUGACCAGACUUCAGACUCAUCAGAGAUGCUGAUUAUUAAUCAUGCGGAAAGUUCUCAAAACUUCUUCCUACUCCUUUUCGAGCUGUCCUAAUUAUUGUUGAAUAGGUUAUUUACGACUUGCUUGGGACAUUUUGUUGUUGUCCUGUUUUCUUUUUCCUUUUAUAUUUUACUGAUAUCUCGAAAUAAAAUUGAUCAAUAUUAACGUGUGCGGAUUGCUAGAGAUGCGUUUUGUUCAUGAAACUUUAUUUGGCUCAUACCAACCUAUUGGAGAAUGGAAAAGUUCUAUUCAUCAUUCAUAUAAUUUCAUAGAUUAGGUGAAAUGAAGGGAAACUGAUUUACACGAUUAGUUUAUUGGAGUUCCAUUGACAAACUACGAGCCCCCUCAAAGUUGGCAUUUUCAUUGUUAGCCAGCAGAUGGCAGCAUUGUCCGAUAAAAUCACAUCAAGCGCAAUGUCAGCAUGUUAUCAAAUCUAAGAUUUGUCACUUAGCAAUUAAAUGAUUUAAAAGCGCAGUUAAUUGAAAUGCUUUGAUUUCCUACAACUAAUCAGACCAGAUGGAUUCUCAAUUAAAAUAAAAAAGUCAAA